This is a messenger RNA of Schistocerca piceifrons (Central American locust), 636 nucleotides long. RefSeq names its product neurogenin-3-like. The transcript is spliced from 4 exons. The record is from RefSeq and is a predicted model, not a curated record. Lineage: Eukaryota; Metazoa; Arthropoda; Insecta; Orthoptera; Acrididae. Gene Ontology annotation, molecular function: protein dimerization activity. The coding region runs from base 1 to 636 and encodes 211 amino acids.
AUGACGACGACGAGGAGGAGGACUGCGACGGCGACAGCGAAGACGCAGCAGCAGCAGGUGUCCAGGCCCAGGGGACGCAGGGGCGCCUCCAGCAAACCCAGGGCCGGCCGCGCGCGCAGCCCCACACAGCUGCUGCGGCUGAAGCGGCACCGGCGCAUGAAGGCGAACGACCGCGAGCGCCACCGCAUGCACCUGCUGAACGAGGCGCUGGACCGGCUGCGCUGCGUGCUGCCCACCUUCCCCGAGGACACCAAGCUCACCAAGAUCGAGACGCUGCGCUUCGCGCACAACUACAUCUGGGCGCUGAGCCAGACGGUGCGCAUGAUCCACAGCCAGCAGCAGCAGCAGCCGGACGACCCCGCGUCCGCGACGGCGCCGCCGCCCGUGACGCUGAGCGUGGGCAGCGUGACCGUGAGCAUCGGCGGCGAGCGCGGCAACCUCAUCACCUCGAGCAGCGGCAGCUGCGCCGUCGCGCAGCAGCGCAGGCUCCAGGGCCAGCAGCUGUUCGCCGCCUCCAGCGCUCCAGCCUGCGCCAGCCUGCACGACGACACCUGCUCCAGCUACAGCGACCUCUCCGAGUGCUACGGCAGUCCGCCCUCCUACCACCCGCACCACUCAAUGUACCAGUGCAUGUGA